Messenger RNA from Stegodyphus dumicola, 4976 nucleotides. RefSeq names its product tRNA-specific adenosine-34 deaminase catalytic subunit ADAT2. Lineage: Eukaryota; Metazoa; Arthropoda; Arachnida; Araneae; Eresidae. The record is from RefSeq and is a predicted model, not a curated record. Gene Ontology annotation, cellular component: nucleus; cytoplasm. Gene Ontology annotation, biological process: tRNA wobble adenosine to inosine editing. Gene Ontology annotation, molecular function: tRNA-specific adenosine-34 deaminase activity.
UGUAAGUGUGUGGUAAUUUUGUUAACUGUUGUGUAAAGCUAAUUGUAUUUCUGUGUUGUUUUUUUAUAUUUGCAUUGGUUCUUAAGAUUAAUGGAUCUGGCAUUUCAUUUGGCAGAGGAGGGUUUGGAAUCUCGUGAAGUGCCUGUUGGUUGUGUUAUGAUGUAUAAAAAUAAAGUUAUAGCUUCUUCUAGGAACUCUAUAAACGAAACAAAGAAUGCUAUAAGGCAUGCUGAAAUGAACUGCAUUGAUCAGGUGAUAUUUUGGUGCAAAAAUAACAAUGAAAAUAUGCAAGAUGUGUUCAAACAGAUCCAUGUGUUUGUUACAGUGGAACCUUGUAUAAUGUGCUGUGCUGCUCUGAGAUUUCUUUGCAUUUCUGAUGUGACAUAUGGUUGCAUAAAUGACAGAUUUGGUGGUUGUGGAACUGUACUUUCUGUGCAUGAUGACAAGGUUUUUUUCUCAGGUGAUACAUUAAAGGUUACGCCUAAUGUGAGAGGAGAUGAAGCUGUGAACUUAUUAAAGAAAUUUUAUCGUGGUGAAAAUCCCAAUGGUGUACAUACACUGAAGAGCCAAAACAUUAUGACCAUAUAUUCAAUAACGCAUUGCAUGAACUUUGGCAUGCAAACAGUUGCAGCUUGCCUUGGCAUGGAUGCCACAAGCUCUUGGUAGAUCACUGGAGAUGGUUGUAGCAAAUGUCUAAGCAGCAGUCACGCUUCUUAGGUGGCCGCAGGCCGCAAAACACGGGUUCCUGGGCUGGAGCCCUAUCCCAGGCUAACAAGAUAUGUGAUAAAUGUAGCAUGAAAACAUAACGUAUAAAUAAUGUAAUAAUGUAUAAAGCUCUGAGCUGCUGCUCCAUGACAUUCCAAAUGUGUUCUAUCGGGGUACAAUCUGGCGAAUUAGGCAGACCGGACAUUAAUUGGAAUUCAUUUUUAUGUCCCUCAAAAACAUGCCUUGUGACAUGGGGUGUUAUUCUGUUGGAAGAUUCCAUUUCCAGUUGGGAAGAUAGAUGCCAUGUAAGGGUGCAAUUGAUUUUCAGUUACACUACCCGAUAUUGAAAAUGCAAUACCAAUAAGGAGUGGCCCAGAAAUUGUGCAUAUUUAAGGUAAACGCAUGUCACCGAGUUAUGCGAAUGUUGUGAAAUGUGCAGCUGUAUAGCGCACGUUGAAGAAGAUAUAAGGGAAGGAAUAUACAAAAUGUUCAAUUUUCUUGCCGUUAUUUCUGCUAGGGAAAUCAUCAUAGAAAAUUUGUUCUUGUCUCAGAGGACGUAUAUAAUAGCAGAAAAUGCCAGGCCGUCGUCAACGGAGGCAGUUCCAGCAGACAGGCGGUUUUACAAAGGGCAUGGUGAUCGUACCGAGAAGAGCAGGUUGGUCCACACGGCAAAUCUCAGCAGACACACACCUAGACGCAUCCACAGUGCACCAGCUGUGGCGAUGAUGUUUGGAACAAGGAGAGGUGGGAAGUUCAUGAAGUGCCGAUGCAGUUCAUGAAGUGCCGAUGUGGAGAAAGGUCCAGUCCGGCAGCUAUUGUGAAACCUCCCACCGUGCUACAACGCGGCAUCAUAGUGACGUCAGCAGGCAUGGAUCAAUGCAUCCGCCGACAAGUGGAGGCGCACAGGCUAGCCACCUCUACCUUCAUUAUGCAGCAUGUUCAAGACACCCUGGAUGUUCCCGUAUCGACCAGAACCAUUUGUCAUCGAUUGGUGGAUGGUGGCUUGCGCUCAUGACGUCUGUUAAGAAGGCUGCCAUGAACCCCACAUCAUAGACACCAGUGUCUGCAAUAGUGCUGGGCUCGAGCGAUGUGGAUGAUGUAAUAGCUCUCACUAAUAAAGGGUCGUGUUCUUAGAUGAGUCACGGUUUUGUUUCUGUGAAAAGAAUAUUUUCACGAUCUUAAAGAACCUCCCAUCCUCCAUUAAAGAAGAAGCAGUCCAUAGUGAUUUACUUCACAGUAAGUUUGCAAUUAUUAAGAUAAAACAAUUUACCAGUACAAGAAAAUGAGUGCAGGAAAUAUUGCCAAUCUUUUUCCUAGAGCUGAAACGGAACUCAGAUGGUAAUCAGAUAUUUCACCUAAGUGAUAUGUUCAGCUUUGAUGUUUGUGUUGAAAAAUAUAACCCCAGGAAGAGGCCAGCGCAAUGUUUCCGUUGUCAGGCCUACAGGCAUAUGCAGAACCUGUGCAACAACGUGUGUAAAAUGCGGGAGGCCCUUGUCACAGCUAUGUGUCAUAAGAUUCCAGAUGAAAAGCCUCACUGUAUCUUCUGUCAGUAGCUACCGUGAGUGCGAGGCCUACAAAGCAAAGUUUGAGCAGAGGAAUCAACAGAAAGGUCAGUAGAUACCAGUUCCUGAAGCCUCACUCGUGAAUUUUCCGUAACUUUGCAAAGCUGAAAACCAGCUAACUCGGAAACCAUGCAAACCACGGUAUAGUGACUAAAUCAAGGAGAACCUGAUCUGGUUCCCAGCACCCUCGAUGAAAUACUCUCAUGUAUUUUUGGUCCAAAAAUUCAAAAACUGCUUAGAACUAUCACCAAAAUUUUCGGUCACAUUCAGAACGCUAAUGUUGUGGAUCCUCCAAACUGUCCAGAAGCUGAUGGAAUUCGCAGGAACGGAUUAACUCCUGAGGUAAUGAACUUUAUUUUUCUAAUGUUACUCACCAGUUCGACGGCUCCUGGGCCCGCACUUAUUCAGUACUUUUGACUUAAAUUUGCCAGCUUAUUCUUAAUUUUAAAUUUUCUUAUUAUUUCCAAUUUUUUGCUUAUUUAGGAGCAAUUUCAGAGUCUAUGCUGAUUGCUUAGGUUUCUCAUCAUUUCGUGUAAAUUUUUCUGCUCAUUUCUUAUUAGUUAAAGCUUAAUAUUCUCUCAUAUUUUAAUUUCUUUAGCUUUAAAAAAAUCAGUAUUUUAACCCUUUUUAAAAUCUUAGGAAAAAAUUAUUAUUAUCAUUCGUAUAUAUUCAUUUACAUUCAAUGAAGUGCUUUUUGUACUUUCCGCCCAUGAUUCGAAAGUACUGACGUGUUCUAUAAGGGUUUAGGUCUCUGAACCCAGGUACCCUGGUGUAAGCACCAAUCUAUCACCUGGGCUUUAUUUCUCCAGUAACAUGUACGUCACCAUGUACGAGUGUGGCGACGAUGUGGAGAAAGGUCCAGUCCGGCAGCUAUUGUGAAACCUCCCACCGUGCUACAACGCGGCAUCAUAGUUUGGGGCAUAAUUGCGUACGAAUCCAGUCACCUUUAGUUCGUAUUCAGGAUACUGACGCUCCAACAAUACGUUGAUGAUGUGCUGUGGUCAGUGACAGUCGCCUUACCUUCAGCGAGUGCCAAUGCUAUUUAUCAGCAGGAUAACACCCGACCACACACUGCUCACAUCAGCCAAUGUGCUCUGCAAGGUGUACAGAUGCUUCCCUGGCCACUGUUCUCUCUUGAUCUCUUAUCAAUCGAACACAUUUGGGAUGUGAUUGGAUGCCAUUUGCUGUCCCUGCCAUUGCUGUGUUCGGAAGACGAACCGUGAUAAAUGGUUGACAGGGAAUGGAGAGAUAUCUGUAGUGUCAAUGACUCUGUAUCUAGAUGUGUUGCGUCAUGUAUCAUCGUCCAAGGUGGUCCUAUAAGCCGACGCUGUUCUCGCUCGGUAUUAUGCAUAUCAUUUCGGAAAAAAAGGAUCACUUUUUGUUCAUUGCUGUCUCUGUUUGCUGAGUUUCAUCACUUUCUGGCCACUUCUUGGUGUUGCAUUUUCAGUGUCGCAUAAUGAAUAUACUGCUAGUCCGUAGUUUUCAUGGUCUAUUCUACCACAACUAAAGGUUCCACAGCCGCCUAUCAGAAUGUCCCUGAAACCAUAAUACUCCCACCACCAGCCUAUAUAUGACCUGCUGUACAGGCGGGGGAGCAACUGUUCGCCUGGAAGAUGGCAUACCUUGACAUGACCAUCCACAUGAUGAAUGAAACAUCGUGAUUCAGCUGACCAGGCAUUUCUUCCACUUAUCCAUGGUGCAAUUUCGAUGCUUCUGGAUGCACUAUAGGCUUAGUUGGCUUGGUCAAUAAACACACGAGUGGUUUGGCGUUGGAGCAAAAGCAUAAUUUGCCUUGCUUAAAUAAAGACCGGGACUAAUCUAAAAAAAAACUAAUAUUUAUUUCAUAAUUUAAAUAAGCUAGGCUGCAACAGUAGCCUUUACAUUAAAAACCACCGAGAAAAGAAAACCAGCGAAUCUUAUCACGUUCACCAUUUCGGUGUAUAUAACACAACAUCGAACAAUCAGCAACAACCAAGUUCGUUUAUCGCAGAUUGAGUUCUGAUCUAAUUUGCAUGAGGAAAACAACAACAAAAAAUUAGGUGAACAGCGGCUCUCUUUUCCUUAUGCAAAAUAAUAAAAAAACUUACAUAGAAUUUAAAAAAUUCGUACUUCGUUUCUAUAAUAUGGACACAAUACUUAUUGCUCUUAAAUACUGUAAACAGUUGAACAAAACUUUUUAAAGUCCACAGCAGUUGCAGUUUUCGUAAAUAAUUCCGCAUUAUUUAGUUUGGUGGAGAUGAAUUUGGUGUCAAACACCCCAUCAUUCACCAGUCUUUUGAUAAAGUGACAUCGUACGUCAAUGCACUUAGUCCAACGGUUUUGUAUUGGAUGUUUAGAAAAAUCAGUGGCAGAUUUGUUAUUGUAAAAUAGUUUACAUUCUUUCAUAUAUGGAAAGUUAUGAUGUACAGAGAAAACAACAUUACAAGCUACGAAAAACAGACGGCCUCUGGGGGGUAUUUUCGCGGACAGGAGGGGACGCCGAAAGGAUUAAAGUACCUUGGGCCAAGAACACUAUCCUGAGGUACUCCACUGUAGAUUACUUUUCUGGAAGACAGAGUGUCACCACAUCUGACCUGAAAUACUGUAGUUAAGAAACACUGUUCUAAAGAAAUUGAAAAGUGAUGUUGCCGCUUGUCUUCGCUUCACUCUGUAAAAGGUAAUAAAUAUUUUAUUGGUUGUAUAAUGUUAAAUAAAUUAAGUUUUCAUGUG